Arachis duranensis is the source of this 1203-nucleotide messenger RNA. RefSeq names its product 54S ribosomal protein L24, mitochondrial. Gene Ontology annotation, cellular component: mitochondrial large ribosomal subunit. The transcript is spliced from 3 exons. Bases 358 to 1050 code for a protein of 230 amino acids. NCBI's taxonomy places the organism in Eukaryota, Viridiplantae, Streptophyta, Magnoliopsida, Fabales, Fabaceae. The record is from RefSeq and is a predicted model, not a curated record. Gene Ontology annotation, molecular function: structural constituent of ribosome.
GGCCCACCCCACUUCCUUUCUCUCUGUAUCUCUCUCACCCGGCGGCCAAAAACCCUAAUCCUCUCUUCUCUUCGACACCCACCACCCAUCACCCAUAGUCCUCUCUUCUCUUCGAAGAACAGCCACCACCCACCCUUGCCGAACCCUUCUCUCCCUUCUCUCUCUAUCGCCCUCUCUGUCCGAGCUCUCUCCAUCGCUGCUUCGCUGCUCCUCGCCGUGGGUCGUUUCUGCUUCUCCCCUCCUCGCCGGCGUCGUUUCUGCUUCUCUUCUCCACACCGCAUCUCGCCGUCGUUGCUUCUUUUCAACCCUCUCAGAACCAGAGCUUGUAGUGAGAAUUGGAGUCAGGUAAAAGAAGAAAUGGCGUUCAGAGGCAAAGAGAUGAUGAAGAAAGUGUUGAAGAGAGUUGGAGAGAACAAUUUGAACCCGAGAGUGAAGGAAUCGCUGGAGAAAUGUAUACCUCGAAGCAAGGUUGUAAUGGGUCGUGCCAAACGCGGCCUAUUUGCCGGUAGACACAUUCAGUUCGGCAACAGUGUUAGUGAAGAUGGCGGUAACAAGACAAGGAGAACGUGGAAACCUAAUGUCCAAGAAAAGCGGCUCUUCAGUUACAUCCUGGAUCGUCACAUUCAGGUCAAAGUGACCACCCAUGCCCUUUGUUGCAUAGACAAAGCUGGUGGGAUUGAUGAAUACUUGCUGAAAACUCCUUAUCAAAAAAUGGACACUGAGAUCGGUGUCUUCUGGAAGGCAAAGAUGGAGAAGCUCUAUGAAGAGCUUGGCGAGAAGGAGGUUGUGUUCUUUGCACCAAAGGAUGAAGCCAAGUUUGAACAAGGCUUUAGAGAUUUGAAGCUAUCUGAAAAGGAAGCGCGCAAGGAAACCAGAAGAAAAAUGUUUGCCCAGAUAAGCAAGCACAAGCUGAUUGGGGUAGAAAGUAAAGAUGGUCAAUCUAUCGAGGACGGUGAAGAAAUCUUGCAUGGUGCUCGGAAACAGUUGGUCCCAGUUUCAUAUGUGUUGGCUGCUGACAAGCUCAAGGUUGGGAGUUAUGUUUCUAAUUAACGAUGUGUUACCUGAUAAUAGUGGUGUAAUCUGUAUCAGCUCAUGGCUGUUUCACUCAGUACUAAAGCUUUUCCCUCACAUUGCAUUUUCAGUGUAGUUUUUACAGUCAAAAACGGCAUUCUAAAUAAUGAACAAAGAAGGGUAUUGUCUUCA